Gastrolobium bilobum is the source of this 1841-nucleotide messenger RNA. RefSeq lists its product as uncharacterized. The transcript is spliced from 14 exons. Lineage: Eukaryota; Viridiplantae; Streptophyta; Magnoliopsida; Fabales; Fabaceae. Bases 220 to 1617 code for a protein of 465 amino acids. The record is from RefSeq and is a predicted model, not a curated record.
GCUUUCCUCUUUCAAAUGGCGCCCCCUGUAAUGGGUUUUCAUCUACCAACGUAGAAAUAUAACUCUCUCACAAAAUCCCUCACAAAGUUAGGUUUUUUUUUUGGAUUGUUCUGCACCAAUUCUUCUUCUUCCUCUUAAUACAAUUCCUCUUUUUUUUGGGAGGAUUGGGAUUUGGUUUCUGUGUGCUUUGAAUUUGACAAAGGAAGCGACUUUGGGAAGAUGAGCUGGCGUAGGGUUUUGAAGUCUGCACAGGCACUCGCUGCCCACACCUUUCUCUUGUGCUUCACUCUCUUCCUCCUUUUCAAGCUCGAUCACCGUCUCUCGUGCUCUUGGUGGAUAAUAUUUUCGCCUCUUUGGAUGUUCCAUGCCGUUGUGGCUCGAGGAAGGUUUUCAUUACCAGCGCCAUCAGCUCCCCGUAAUCGACAUUGGGCACCGUGCCAUGCCAUCGUUGCAACGCCAUUGCUUAUUGCAUUUGAAUUGCUCCUUUGUAUAUAUCUUGAGAGCUUAUAUGUUCAAGGCAUUGCCGCAGUCAAUCUGAAGAUUGUGUUCCUUCCCUUACUAACAUUUGAAAUCAUUAUUCUCGUUGACAAUUUCAGAAUGUGUAGGGCUCUAAUGCCAGGGGAUGAAGAAAACAUGAGUGAUACGGCAAUAUGGGAAACUCUUCCUCACUUUUGGGUUGCAAUCUCUAUGGUGUUCUUCAUUGCUGCUACAGUUUUCACUCUCCUAAAACUGAGUGGUGAUGUAGGUGCUCUGGGCUGGUGGGACUUAUUUAUUAACUUUGCUAUCGCCGAGUGCUUUGCUUUUCUUGUAUGUACAAAGUGGUCUAAUCCGGUCAUUCAUAGAAAUUCAAGAGAAGGCAGUUCAGCUUCUACUACUAUUAGAUAUCUUGAAUGGAACAGUGGUUUAAUGGUUUCUUCUGAGGAAAAUCAACACCAGGAGAGAAUGUGUAGCCUGCAAGAUGUAGGAGGUCAUUUCAUGAAAGUACCAGUUAUUGUAUUCCAGAUUCUUCUUUGUAUGCAUUUAGAGGGAACACCUGCUUGUGCUGUAUAUAUAUCUCUUCCCGUUAUUUUCUCUCCCCUUUUCCUACUGCAAGGUGCUGGUGUACUGCUAUCUGCAUCUAAAUUGGUGGAGAAACUUGUGCUUAUUGUACGAAGUGGAGCUGGUGGAGGAAUAUAUUUUAGACUUUCUUCAACAGCUCAUGAUUGCUUGGGAUUCUUGCGCCAUGGUUCUAGAUUAUUAGGUUGGUGGUCAAUUGAUGAAGGGAGUCGGGAAGAACAGGCACAAUUGUACCAUGAGGGAGCAUCUGGGUAUAAUACAUUCUGUGGUUAUCCUCCUGAGAUUGUUAAGAAAAUGCCUAAAAAGGAUCUUGCUGAGGAGGUUUGGAGACUUCAGGCAGCUCUUGGUGAGCAGACGGAAAUUACAAAAUACAGCCAACAGGAGUAUGAAAGACUUAAAAAUGAGAAAGUGUUAUGCAGAAUUUGUUUUGAGGGAGAGAUUGGCGUUGUAUUGCUCCCAUGCAGGCAUCGUGUGCUUUGCAGUAUUUGCUCGGAGAAGUGUAAGAAGUGUCCAAUUUGCCGCGUCUCUAUAGCAGAGCGCUUGCCUGUAUACGAUGUUUAGGUGUUAACUUAGCCAACUUUCUUGUGUAAGACCAUACAAGGUGACAAAAUGUUUUUUUUUUUGGUAUAGUUUUGGCAGUGACAUUGUUCAUUGUCUAAUACACAUCAAAGGGUAGGAAGAAUAGAGUAUAUAGUUGAUACUUUGGAUUUUGAAUUUGAUUUUGUUUUGCUUUUACUCACUUCUGCAAUUUGUAUAUAUAUAUAUAUACACACACUAGAUUUUUA